Thunnus maccoyii (southern bluefin tuna) is the source of this 3761-nucleotide messenger RNA. Its product is annotated as neoverrucotoxin subunit beta-like. The record is from RefSeq and is a predicted model, not a curated record. The coding region runs from base 82 to 2265 and encodes 727 amino acids. Lineage: Eukaryota; Metazoa; Chordata; Actinopteri; Scombriformes; Scombridae. The transcript is spliced from 3 exons. Gene Ontology annotation, molecular function: protein binding.
CUACCUAUCUAUCUAUCUAUCUAUCUAUCUAUAAACAUGCUGUAUUGUUUGUUUUUGAAAAAUUUCCUUUAGGUUGACGAAAUGGCCUCAAAUUACAUGGUGGUGUCUGCGCUGGGUCGACAGUUCGCCUUGGGGAAACUGUAUGACACUCGAAAUGAUAAAAUCACAGGUAACGUGCGACGUAAACCAAAAUACAGUGAAAAUCUGAUCACUUAUUCUUUCCAUUUUCCUACAGAUACUGUACUGUGGGAUCAUAAAACAAUAACAGAUAAAACAGUGGAGAGCUCGCAGACAAGCAGUGAUUUUAAAAUGACAACAUCUGAUACCCUGGAAGAAAAGUCUUCUCUUUUGGAUGUUGAAGCCUCUAUGAAAGCCAGUUUCCUGGGUGGACUGAUUGAAGUUGGAGGAUCUGCGAAGUAUCUGAAUAAUAAGAAGAAAUCCCAGAAUCAAAACAGAUUAACACUUCAGUACAAAGCUACAACCACCUUCAAACAUUUGUCCAUGAGUCCCAUUGAAGCCAAGAACAUGCAAGUAGUGGAUGAUGUUCUGAAGGGCUCAGCAACGCAUGUAGUCACAGGGAUCCUUUAUGGGGCAAAUGCUUUCUUUGUAUUUGACAGUGACAGGUCAGAGUCCGACAACAAGCAGGACAUCCAGGGUAAGAUUGAAGCUAUGAUAAAGAAGAUUCCUAGUGUCAGUGUGGGGGGGCAAGCCUCUCUCAAACUGAGUGAUACAGAAAAAUCUCUGGCCAACAAUCUGUCCUGCCAGUUCUAUGGGGACUUUAUCCUUGAAAGCAACCCUACAACUUUUGAAGAGGCAGUGAAGACCUACCAGCAACUUCCAAAGCUACUGCGUGAAGGUGAAGGGAAAUCUGUUCCAAUGAAGGUCUGGCUGAUGCCGUUAAAGGAUUUGGAUUCCAAGGCUGCAGAACUGAAAAGGGAGAUCUGCAUUGGACUCAUCAGAAAGGCUGAAAAUGCCCUAGAAGAUGUGAGGGAAAUGGAAAUGAGAUGCAAUCAUUCUCUGGAAGACAACGUGGUAGGGAAAUUCUCACAGGUUAGCGAAAAGAUGAGCAGUUUCAAACAACGGUGCAAUGAUUACGCAUCUGAACUCCAGAAGACCAUGAACGAGAAGUUUCCUUCCAUCCGUGCAGGUGAAGCAGAUGAAAGCUCAGUGGAAAAACUCUUUGAUGAUAGAGACAAGUCACCAUUCAGUCAGGACAGAUUAAACGAGUGGAUGUCUGAUAAAGAGAGAGAAAUUAAUGUCAUUAAGAGCUGUGUAGGUAUAAUGGAAAACAUACCCAUCGUCGCAAACAAGUCAGAGUUGGAUGCAAAGGCUCCUGCUUCAGGUGUAGAGCACGCUCUGUGCUUCACUUUCACCUCCCUGGGAAGAGCUGAACCCUACCUUGACGAGUUGAGCAACUACUUACAUUCACAUGACCGAAAAAGUACCAAGAUUGUCACUCAAACAUCACAGGACCAGUGGUACUCCUCAGAUGAAGUGAUAACCGAAAUGAGAAAAAAAGCUGAAACAUUCAACAGUCUUUUCAAAGCCCUGAAGAGCAGCAGAGUCUCUUUCCUUAUAGCAGCUGUAGAAAAUGAGAAAUACAAAGGAGCAAGCAUCUACCAUUACAAGAAGGGCAUUCCAGUCACUGAUAAUUUUUCACAGCCUGCCCGUCUUGAUGUGGAAAACAUAACAGACAAAAGUAAUCUCAUUUGGUAUGCCUGUGAUCUCACCCUGGACCCAAACACAGCUUAUGGCUAUCUCACUCUUUCUGAGGGAAACAAAAAGGCAACACUUGGAGGUUGGCAGCAGUAUCCUUCACACCCAGAGAGGUUUGACACACGUCCUCAGGUGCUGUGCAGAGAGGGGCUGACUGGGCGUUGUUACUGGGAGGUAAAGUUGAGUGAGGGUAAAGAUUAUGAGGUAGGUGUAGGUGUUACAUACAAAGGAAUUGCCAGGAUAGGAAAGAAUCCCGAUAGUGGGCUUGGAUGUAACACCAUAUCCUGGUAUUUUGGCAAAGAGAGGGGUUGCUUCUGUGCAUGGAACGAUGGAAAGGUGUGGACCGACUCUAUUCCCGCUGCUGGCUUUGAACGAGUUGGAGUGUAUCUGGACUGGCGUGCUGGCACUUUGUCCUUCUAUAGAGUCUGUCCUAACAUUAACACAGUCAGUCACCUCUACACCUUCCGCACCACAUUCACUGAGAGUGUUUACCCAGGGUUCUACAUCUAUUCUUCACACGGCUAUGCUGCCCUGUGUCCAGUAGUGUAGGAAACAGUGACAGAAGUCCGGAUCCUGGCUCUGGCUGUAAACUGACAUGAUAACACUAUUGAUGACGAGUUCAGCAGACUAUCCCAUCAUUAUGCACAGUUUGUGUUUGUAGUAUAAAGAUUUGACCAAUCAUUAAGGCUUUUGCACAACUCUGCAGGUCAACAGCAGCAAAUAUGGAAACACUCAAAGCAAAGAACCGAUAUUUGUUUAAGUCCCUCAAUCUAAACUGUUCAACUAUUGUAGCAAUAGGACACAAGUUCCUGACAAUCACUGGCACACAUUGAUUAUCAUUGGUUAUCACCAUAUUGCAAUGUGCCAUUAAACUUAUAGAUCAAUCCUGCUCUUCUAUCAGUGAUCUGUGACUUCCAAACCAUCAUAAAUCCAUAUCAGCAUUGAUUCUAUGCACACAAAUCACUGAAAUGCCACUUCACACAGGACUAAUAUUAUCACAUGACCUCUGUGUUUGACCAAAUAUGGUAGGUAAUUGCAGUGGUAUUUUUCCUUCACAAAUUACGGACAUGGCAGAUUUGCAUGUUAUUAACAUCACAGACGACCUCUGAACUUAUUACUAAUUACUAGAGGUCCCCAGGUAACACUAGUCCCGUGUGAUUAGGGCUACAGUAUAUUAAAUAUCAUACAAUAGUAAAAAUGUUCAUCAAAUUGCACUUCCAAACCUAAAAAUACUCAGUUAACUUUAGAAUAAGACAAAGCAUAGUUCUGCAGGUCAGCCAGAGUAUGUUUUGGGGGUUUUGCUUGAUAAAUGACCUAAACAAGGACUAAUUGAUCGACUCAUCUUUUAGCUCUAAUUACAUGCAUGUUUACUUUGUUUUUAACUUAGAACGUAGAAAAUUACCAUUUUAGUUUUUGUGAUAUUAAGAUGAAGGUAAACUGUACUCUGAUACUACUGGGGCUGGAAAAGUGUGAAUAUUUGUUUUUUUUGUUUUCACAUGACCUCUUUCUAAAUUGUUUUUUGUUUAUUUAUGAAACUGCUUCAUGGUAUCUGGGACAUUAUGUCACCAUAAUGCCAUCUACAGAAUAUUUGACAUGUAAUCAAAUGUUUUAGAGCAACAUGCUGCAUAUGGUUUAAAUGUUAAUGAAGAAGAACAGGUUUUCUUUCAAAUACUCAAAUACUAAUUUCUAAUACUAUUGUUAAUAAAACGCUUUGUCAGGACAGUCAAUAUUUUGUGUAUGAAAUAUAAUAUAUAUCUUUGUAAUUAUGGUGAGACACUGGGUAGCUUUUCUUUGUGUGUUCAUGAGAUUCCAUUUAGAGCAGGACGUAGUUUCUUUUUUGUCUUUAUUUUCUAAAACAUGGUUGGACAUAAAGUAACUACAGUGUCUUUGUUUAACUUGGGAAUUAUGUUUUUCUUGUUGAAUUUCAUGUCAUCAUUGCAAUCUAUUUAUCCUCGCUACUGAUAAACAAUCUAAUAAAAAUGGAAAGUCACAUCUAGUGGUAACUGAUACAACAUUAGAGAUGUACUAUUAAUAAUGGCAUACUA